Messenger RNA from Neomonachus schauinslandi (Hawaiian monk seal), 1014 nucleotides. Its product is annotated as L-lactate dehydrogenase A chain-like. Gene Ontology annotation, cellular component: cytoplasm. Gene Ontology annotation, molecular function: L-lactate dehydrogenase (NAD+) activity. Bases 19 to 1014 code for a protein of 331 amino acids. NCBI's taxonomy places the organism in Eukaryota, Metazoa, Chordata, Mammalia, Carnivora, Phocidae. Gene Ontology annotation, biological process: carboxylic acid metabolic process. The transcript has a single exon. The record is from RefSeq and is a predicted model, not a curated record.
UUUGGUUCUAAGUCCAAAAUGGCAACUCUCAAAGAUCAGCUGAUUCAAAAUCUUCUUAAGGAAGAACAUACCCCCCAGAAUAAGAUUACAGUUGUUGGGGUUGGUGCUGUUGGCAUGGCUUGUGCCAUUAGUAUCUUAAUGAAGGAUUUGGCAGAUGAACUUGCUCUUGAUGUCAUGGAAGACAAACUGAAGGGAGAGCUGAUGGAUCUCCAGCACGGCAGCCUUUUCCUUAGAACACCAAAAAUUGUCUCUGGCAAAGAUUAUAAUGUGACUGCAAACUCCAAGCUGGUUAUUAUCACAGCUGGGGCACAUCAGCAAGAGGGAGAAAGCCGUCUCAAUUUGGUCCAGCGUAACGUGAACAUCUUUAAGUUCAUCAUUCCUAAUAUCGUAAAAUACAGCCCAAACUGCAAGUUGCUUGUCGUUUCCAAUCCAGUGGAUAUCUUGACCUAUGUGGCUUGGAAGAUAAGUGGCUUUCCCAAAAACCGUGUUAUUGGAAGCGGUUGCAAUCUGGAUUCAGCUUGGUUCCGUUACCUAAUGGGGGAAAGACUGGGAGUUCACCCAUUAAGCUGUCACAGGUGGGUCCUUGGGGAGCAUGGAGACUCCAGUGUGCCUGUAUGGAGUGGAGUGAACGUUGCUGGUGUCUCUCUGAAGAAUCUGCACCCUGACUUAGGCACUGAUGCAGAUAAGGAACAGUGGAAAGAGGUUCACAAACAGGUGGUUGACAGUGCCUAUGAGGUGAUCAAACUGAAAGGCUACACUUCCUGGACCAUUGGACUGUCUGUGGCAGAUUUGGCAGAAAGUAUAAUGAAGAAUCUUAGGCGGGUGCAUCCAAUUUCCACCAUGAUUAAGGGUCUCUAUGGAAUUAAAGAUGAUGUCUUCCUUAGUGUUCCUUGCAUCUUGGGACAGAAUGGAAUUUCAGAUGUUGUGAAGGUGACUCUGACUCCUGAGGAGGAGGCCUGUUUGAAGAAGAGUGGAGACACACUUUGGGGUAUCCAAAAGGAGCUGCAGUUUUAA